GCAACUGUAACGAGAAAAAAAAUUCUGGGGAUUCAAAAUAUAUAUUUAGCUCACAAAAAAUAAAAUAAUUAUCUAUUAACAGAUCAGUUAAUUAUUAUUAUAAUAAGUUAACCGGAAGUACAUCAAUUCCAAGAAAUACUUUAAUUCCUAGAAGAUGCCAAACUCAAAUACUGAACUUAAUAAGCAUUUGAUCUAUACAACUUUAACUCUUAAUUCAACUACCUUAUAUACAUAUGAGAACUUUCUGUUGAUUCAAAAAGUCAACAACUUGAAUUGUUCAGAAAUACUAUCACAAGAACUUGGACUCAUCAAUGUUUCGAAAACCUUAGUUGGAUCUAUGUCUGUAUCAACCAGUCCUCUGGUAACCAAUUCAAGUCUAUUGUUAUAUUUCAUGAAAAAGACGAUGGUCAAUCAAGAUGGUAGUUCUGACUUGCUCACGGUGGUGGCAUUGGCAAGUGUCAAUGUUAACAAAAUGCUUGCAUUAUCGGUGUUGAAAAAAAUUAUGGAUAAAUAUAUUUCAUUUAAACAUGAUAUUGAAAAGGAAGCAAGUACAACCCCUGGUGGUUCAUCAUCAGACCAAAUAAAAGCAAAAUUGGGAAAAUUUAAACCAUACAUGAGUCAAAUUAUAAAAUUCGAAGAAAUGAAUUAUGAUGCAAAUAAUCUGGCUUACAGAUAUGGUGCUAUAAAUAGCGAAGGUCAUGACGAAGAAUCAGAUACUUUAUUUGAUGCGCAGGUGAUAAACCCCAACCAAUUACUUCUUGCCAGUGAAGAGGUUGAAGAUGUGCGUCAAUUGAUGUUGGACAACAUCAAUAAAAUCAUGAAUAGAGGAGACAAAAUAAGUUCAUUAGUUGAUCAAACUGAUAGAUUAAAUAAUUCAUCACUGGUAUUUACUAAAAAGGCCCAAUUGAUAAAACGGAAAAUGUGGGUAAGCAAGAUCAAAUUUACAUUGAUUGUGGGGACUCUGGUUGCCUUUCUCUUGUAUCUUCUUGUUGGAUCACAAUGUGGAUUCCCAUUUUUCAACCAUUGCAUUCAUUAAUUAAACAUACAUUUAUUGUUUAUUCAAAUUUUGUAUAUUAAUCUUACAACUAUUGAUUCAUUUAAAC
[Candida] anglica is the source of this 1103-nucleotide messenger RNA. NCBI's taxonomy places the organism in Eukaryota, Fungi, Ascomycota, Pichiomycetes, Serinales, Debaryomycetaceae. The record is from the annotation of a GenBank genome assembly.